AUGUCGUCGAGCACACCACUGAUCUCCUCCACGUUGCUUCCCCUGCUCCUAUUCCUGCUGUCCGGCUUCACCGCCCCUUCCUCCGCCGCGGACUGCGACCCCGCGGACCGCGCGGCGCUGCUGCGGGUCAAGGCGCAGCUGGGCAACCCGGCCCGGCUCUCGGCGUGGCAUCCGUCGUCCCCCAACUGCUGCGCGUGGGACCCCGCCGUGGUCUGCGGCGGCGCGGGCGGCCGCGUCACGGCGCUGGCGCUCUACUCCCUCCCCGACGUCUCGGCGCGCGUGCCGCCGGCGCUCGGCGAGCUCGCCGCGCUCGAGAUCCUCCAGGUCGGCUCCGUCCCGGGCCUCUCGGGCCCCGUCCCGGCCUCCUUCGCCAACCUCACGCGCCUCCGCGACCUCGACGUCAACGGCACCUCCAUCUCCGGGCCGGUCCCGGCCGCCCUCCUCGCCGGCGCCGCCAACCUCAGCACGCUCGUCAUCGCCAACAGCAAGCUCGCGGGGCCCAUCCCGGCGUCCCUCGCGUCCCUGCCCAGCCUCCGGUACCUGGACCUCAGCGGCAACCUGCUCACCGGCGCCAUCCCGCCGGGGCUGCUGCACGGGAGCUUCAGGUUCCUGCUCCUCUCCAACAACCGCCUCACGGGGGAGAUCCCCGCCGACGUCGGCGGCGGCGACGUCGACACCGUCGACGUCUCGCGCAACCAGCUCACGGGCGACCCGUCGCCGUUCCUGUUCGGCAUCACGAGGCCGGCGGCCAAGAUCGACCUGUCGUGGAACGCGCUCGAGUUCGACAUGACGGGGGUGAGGUUCCCGCACCACCUCAGGUUCCUGGACCUGAGCCACAACCGGAUCACGGGGAGGGUGGCCAAGUCGCUCAUGGACGUGAGGCUGGAGCACUUCGACGUCAGCUACAACGAGCUCUGCGGCGAGAUCCCGGCGGGGAGGUUCAUGUCGGCGCACGGGGCCGAGUGCUACGCGCACAACAGGUGCCUGUGCGGCGCGCCGCUCCCUCCCUGCAGCACGGGCAUGUAGGGGACGAUAGUUCCUAGCUCAGGUUUAAUUUCUGCAGGGUUUUCGUCAGUAAAAUAAAACCCGGAGUAUGUUGGCCGAAGAAAUUGGUAGUGCAAUCUUUCCCUCGAUGUUUCUAA
Messenger RNA from Panicum hallii, 1142 nucleotides. RefSeq names its product polygalacturonase inhibitor 1-like. Lineage: Eukaryota; Viridiplantae; Streptophyta; Magnoliopsida; Poales; Poaceae. Bases 1 to 1026 code for a protein of 341 amino acids. The transcript has a single exon. Gene Ontology annotation, molecular function: protein binding. The record is from RefSeq and is a predicted model, not a curated record.